GCACCAAAACAAGACGCUGCCAUGGUAACCAAUAACAAGUCGUAGAGAAGCUGCAGCAGCUGAGUUGCAUAAAGAAGAUAAUCAACCUGCGUUAAAUAUUACAGCCAUGCCGUUACCAUUUCUACCUGGUAACUCUCUCAGUAAACAACUGGGGAAGGAGAGAUUCCACAAAUCCCAGCAUUUUGACUAUUCCAAUGGAGUCCCAAUGAUUGGAUCUGAGAAGCCAGGCAUCGGAGGAGAGCUGCUAGCUGGCCAGAAGAUGAAACCAAAGUAUUCCGUCUACCCUAUAGGACAGGGCAGGGAUUUACCAUCAUGGGUAGCCUUUGACAAAAAGGUUCUCUGUUUUAAAGCAUUCUUUCAGGAAGCUGUGCCUCAGGCGCGAGAUGAGACGUACAGAAUCAGGAAGUGUAAGAUCUUCUUCUACCUGGAAGAUGACACCAUACAGGUGGAGGAGCCAGAGUACAAGAACAGUGGCAUCCCUCAAGGAACAUUUAUUCAUCGCCAGCGUAUCCCAAUGCCUCCCCCAAAUGAUGACCAGUUCUACAACAUUUACCAUUUCAACAUCAACCAACAGAUGGUGCUGCUCUCACGCACAUUCACUGUGACCAACUGUGACUCUUUCACAAGGAACUUUCUCACAAAACUUGGGGUGCGCCUGAAUAACCCUGCCGCUGUACCCGAUGACCCCUACAGCAACCUCCGUGAACAGCUUGAGAAAAGUAUGAAGCCACUUCGGCCGUACGAGAGGCGUGACACACUGAAGCAGUUCCUGGACCACGACCGCGAAGUCCUGCGCUUCAACUGCUUCUGGGACGACACAGAUACCGCGUUCGGGGACCCCCGAGAGCUCAUACUGCACUACUUCCUGGCUGACGACACCGUAGAGAUCGUGGAGUUCAUCCCCCCAAACUCUGGGAGGGACCACGUGGCCAAAUUCCUAUGCCGCAGCAAACUACCUAAGAAUUCAGCCCAACUGAGGCAGCCUGGACAGAUCACGGACCGCACUGUCCUCAAUGUGUUCUCCUCCACGAGUGAGGGAAAACGCUACAUACUGGACAGCCUCAAAACAGGAGCUGUCCACCAUGACUUCUAUAAGGACUGUGAUCUGAUUGUGGGCGGGGAGCUGAAUGUGUGGGGCAGGAGAGUGAUCAUCACCGACUGUGACGACUUCACCAAAGACUACUACCGCUCCAAAUACGGCAUAGAGGACUUCACCCCAGUGCAGUACAAAGCUCCCGAAGCCCCGAAGCCCCCGAGGCUUGUGCCCCCCUACAACGGCUUUGGCUCAGAGGAGGACUCGCUAAGCUCCUGCCAGGGCCUGCUGCCCAAGCCCCCACAGAAAGACUUCCAAAAGUUUAUGGAGAAAGACAGAAAUGUGCUGAUUUUCCAUGCCAAGAUGGUGACCACCGAUCCAGUUAACAGAGACAGGGUGUUCAUCAUCUCCUUCUACCUCUCCGACGACUCCAUCGGCGUGUUUGAACGUCCAGAGAGGAACUCAGGUCUGCUUGGUGGCAUGUUUCUGGAGCGUGGUCGUGUGAAGAAGCCAGGCCAGGAGCUGUUUAAGAGCAAGCCGUCAAAGUACUUUAAACCUCAGGAUUUGUACGUCGGAGCGCCCCUCUGCCUCAACAAUAUCCACUUCCAACUUCUGGAUGCCGAUGAAUACACCUUAAACUACAUGGAGCAUCAUGCUGAGGAGUUCCCCAAAGCCAACGUGGGACACAUCCUCAGUAAACUACGGUCCAUUCGGGAGGAGAAACGGAGUGAGAUCAGGAAGUUUCUGGCGCUCAGUGACCCCAGCAACACUGGCUUCAUCCCCUAUGAGUCGUUCAGGGGCCUGCUGACAGGCCUGGACUGCGAUCUGUCGGAGCACGAGGUGCUGGUGCUGGGCCGGUGUUUCUCAGAGCGCGAGCAGCCUGAGGCGGACCUGGGCCUGAUGCUGGCUGUGGCCCAGGACUUCCUCAAGAAGAAGCGCUUUGACGAGCUCCCUGACAUGGCCAGAGUCUUCGCAUACCGCGACCGACAAAAGACCGGCCGUCUCUCCACCAAAGAGACAAGGACCAUCUGUAAGGCCUUCCAGAUUCCACUUCCUGAGAACCUGCUCGGAAGUCUGCUCAGCAAGUUUGCAGAUGGAGACGAGAUUGACUACCAUGCCUUCCUGGCUGGCAUUAACUGCCUAGAGCACCUUACUCCCCCAGUAAUGACUGAAGACGCCUUAAAGUUCGAGUUCAAUGUGAGGUUUGACGCCAGUGAGGCUGCAGUGAAAAAUGUCAACUAUUCUUCCCUUCUGAUGGACGUAUUCAGCGCUCCCUCCAGCAGCGACCCAACAACCACCACCUCAACAUAGACACAAGGUGGGAGGUGGAGCGAUUUUGCUUCACGAACACACACACUACUUGUUCCUCAAUUAAAGAGCGAGGUCUAUCAGCUAA
Molecule: messenger RNA, 2429 nt
Organism: Sebastes umbrosus (honeycomb rockfish)
Lineage: Eukaryota; Metazoa; Chordata; Actinopteri; Perciformes; Sebastidae
Gene: efhc2
Product: EF-hand domain (C-terminal) containing 2
Exons: 15
Coding region: 107-2344 (745 amino acids)
Biological process (GO): regulation of neuron projection development
Cellular component (GO): microtubule
Molecular function (GO): calcium ion binding
Source: RefSeq, a predicted model, not a curated record